UCAGUCUAGUGGUUUGUUUCUGACUGUCUUCCCCGGUUGUUGUCACAGAAUCUCUUGACUUGACAGCUUCAUCCUCCAUCCGCGAAUCUUUUCUCUGGUCAACAACCACCAAGAAACAAGCAACAAACUUUGCACCACACGUUAUCAAUAGCAGGGACAUCUAAAUACCUUUACAAUGGCCGACGACUACUCCAACGGCUCGACUAACCUCGAUGCCCUCAAAAACAACGCUGCUUCUGCAUAUGAUGCCGUGACGAAGGGCCCCGUCGCUCAGAACGUCGCCGACCAGUCCGCCAAGACUGUCGACGAGCUCUCCAACCUUUCUGCGUCUCGUCGCACUCCCUCGACCCCCGCGGCUACUGGCCAGCCCUUGACACACUACCACUCGUUCUUUUCCGAGCUGUUGUCAUGGAACAACCCUCGUGCCUCUGCCAUUGCUUACCUGAGCAUCGUCGCUGCCAUCUUCUCUGUUAGGUACCUUGAUAUGCUCCGCUUGGGUUUCAAGCUCACUUGGAUGGUCCUCGGUGUUACCGUUACUGCCGAAGUUGCCGGCAAGACCAUUCUCAACCAGGGCUUGGCUACCCAGCUGCGCCCGCGCAAGUAUUACACUGUUUCCAAGGAGACUCUGGAUAGCGCUAUUGGCGAUGUUCAUGAGCUCGUCAACUUCUUCGUCAUCGAGGCUCAGCGUAUUCUUUUCGCUGAAAAUGUCUACGUGUCCGGCCUCGUUGCCAUCGCCGCUUUCUUCGCCUAUUAUCUCGUCAAGAUUGUCCCCUACUGGGGUCUUGCCCUGAUUGCCACCACUCUUGCCUUCCUCGGCCCCCUCGUCUACAAGACCAACAAGGAGUUCAUCGAUGCCCAGCUUCACCGUGCUAGCGAGAUCAUCGGCGCCCAGACUGCUCAGCUCAAGACCGUGGCUCAGCAGAACACCGAGAAGGCUACCCAGUUGACCAAGCAGUAUGUUGGCGAGUAUACCGCCAAGGCCCAGACGCUCGUUAGCAAGGCUACUCCUGCCUCUCUCCACGGUGAGGAGCACACCAACGGUCAUGCCAACAAGUCCGAGCUCCGCGACGCCGAUUUCCCUCCCGCCCCCCAGGCCGACAUCAAGACCGAGCCUGUUGUUCCCGUCACUGUCAAGAGCGGUGAGCAGCAGCCUCUGCUGAUUUAGGCGAACUUCAAUGGUUAAACCUUCUACGGCAAAAAUUAUGCUGUGGUCGGUUUUACACUUUACCUAAAUACUCCAUGGCCGGCAAAGUCCGGGAUUCCAUGAUCAUGAUACCC
Messenger RNA from Neurospora hispaniola, 1278 nucleotides. RefSeq names its product Reticulon-domain-containing protein. The coding region runs from base 176 to 1165 and encodes 329 amino acids. The record is from RefSeq and is a predicted model, not a curated record. The transcript has 4 exons. NCBI's taxonomy places the organism in Eukaryota, Fungi, Ascomycota, Sordariomycetes, Sordariales, Sordariaceae.